Messenger RNA from Pan troglodytes (chimpanzee), 824 nucleotides. RefSeq lists its product as uncharacterized. Lineage: Eukaryota; Metazoa; Chordata; Mammalia; Primates; Hominidae. The record is from RefSeq and is a predicted model, not a curated record. The transcript has 4 exons. The coding region runs from base 275 to 730 and encodes 151 amino acids.
AAGAGACUCAGAAGAGCUGGGCCAGAGCCACCAGCAACUAGAGGCCUGCUUGGAGCAGCUGCAGCAUCUGCAGGGAGAGCAGGUGGUGUUGGGGGGCCAUGUGCAGGCCCUGGAGGCAGAGCACACCUGGCUACUUCAGGAGAAGGUGGGGCUGCUAGCAGCACUGGGUGUGGCCCCGGGCCAAGAGUCCUGUACACUCCAGGUCCUGGAGGUACCAGUGCCCCUCAGGAAAGAGCUAGAGGCACAAGAAUCACAUCCCAGGCUUCAUGAGGAGAUGGCUGAAUAUUGGAAGGCACGCUGGCACCGGCUGGCAGUUGCCCUGAAAUUUAAAGAGGAGGAACUGCAGAGACUCCAGAGGCAGAGUGGGACCUGGCCUCCCCAGGGCAGACUGCAGCAGAGACCCCAGGCCAGCCCCCGGAGUCUGCAAAUGAAAGGAGCUGUGGGAGCCCAGGUCUGCCAAGGAGCUGGAGUCUGCAGUGUGGACUCCACCAGAGGCCAAUGGGUGAGCUCAAGGGCAGACUGGGGUGGAGCUGGGACAGCCCCAUCCAGGGGUGAGAGCUGGUGUGGGGCAGCCCUGGUUGCCCUCCCUGAGAUCAGGCUGGAUGGAGGUGGGACCUCCCAGGCAGAGAACUUGGCUCUGGUCUCCCAUUGCCAUGUGGACUGGGCCCUCUGGGACCACACUGGGCCCUUGUUUCCAGGAGCUGGAGGAGCUGAGACAGGGGCCAUGUGAAGUGAAGGCAGGGCCUGGGCCGGGGGGCAGGGGUUGGAGUAGGAAGCCUGGCUUGUUGGAACCAAUGAAUUGGGAUGGGGGUUCUCCACUGAGC